AUGAACCACUCCACCAGCGCCAAAGACUGGUCCGCAUCCCUAUACCUCAAAUUCGAGAAAGAGCGCUCCCGCCCGUCUCGCGAUCUCCUCGCCCAAGUCCCCCUGGACAACCCUCAUCGCGUAGUCGACCUCGGUUGCGGACCCGGCAACUCAACCGCCAUCCUCCGCGACCGCUAUCCCGCCGCCACCCUGUCCGGCAUCGAUUCCUCCCCCGACAUGCUAAACAAAGCGCGCGCCACCCUCCCGAGCAUCCCCUUCCAUCAAGCCGACCUCACAACCUACCACCCCACCGACGCCGUCGACCUCUUCUUCUCCAACGCUGUCUUCCAAUGGCUCCCCGAAUCAGACCGCAUCCCAACCAUCAAACGCCUGCUCCAAUCCCAAGCGCCCGGCGCCGUCUUCGCCCUCCAAGUCCCCGACAACUUCCACGAGCCUUCCCAUGCCGCCAUGCGCGAGACCGCGGAAACGGGACCCUGGGCCGCGACUCUGCGUCCGCUGCAGCCCGCGCGCGGCCUCAUGCCGUCGCCGCAGGUGUUGUACGACGCGCUGAAACCCCUGUGCGCGCACGUCGAUCUGUGGCAUUCGCACUACUACCACGUCCUGCAGGAUCAUGGAGCGGUGGUGGAGUGGGUGAAGGGCACGGGGUUGCGGCCGUUCAUCGAUCCGUUGUCGGAGGGGCAGAGGCGAGAGUUCUUGGAGGUGUAUUUGGGGAAGCUGCGGCAGCUGUAUCCGAGAAGUGUGGAUGGAAGGGUGAUUUUGAGGUAUCCGAGGCUGUUUGUGGUUGCGACGAGGGCGUGA
This is a messenger RNA of Cyphellophora europaea CBS 101466, 798 nucleotides long. RefSeq lists its product as uncharacterized. The record is from RefSeq and is a predicted model, not a curated record. NCBI's taxonomy places the organism in Eukaryota, Fungi, Ascomycota, Eurotiomycetes, Chaetothyriales, Cyphellophoraceae. Bases 1 to 798 code for a protein of 265 amino acids. The transcript has a single exon. Gene Ontology annotation, molecular function: trans-aconitate 2-methyltransferase activity.